UGUUGGAUACCUGCGAAUGGGCGUAGGUCUUACGUCAUAAGGUUGCGGCUUUUAUGUUGUCUGUCUAACUCUUAUUGACUGCAGUUGACAGUUUGAGAGAUUUAGUGUUGAAACUGUGCAAAUUGUCAAAAUGAGCAGCCAGUAUUACCCUGCACAGUGCAAACCUACAGUUUUUCCUGCUCAGCCGUUUGAUGCCAAAGCUGAUGCAGAAGUGUUAAGAAAAGCAAUGAAAGGGUUUGGUACAGAUGAACAAGCCAUAAUAGAUGUUCUCGCACAUAGGGGAAUUGUGCAGCGGCUUGAAAUUGCUGAAACCUUCAAAACUCUCUAUGGGAAGGAUUUGAUAAAGGAAUUGAAGAGUGAACUGAGUGGCAAAUUUGAGGAUGUUAUCAUUGGGUUGAUGACACCACUUCCUCAGUAUUAUGCUAAGGAACUACAUGAUGCCAUGGCUGGAAUAGGAACUGAUGAGGAAGCUAUUAUUGAGAUAUUGUGUACCCUGAGCAAUUAUGGUAUCAAGACCAUAUCAACAUUCUAUGAAAACUUGUAUGGCAAAAGUUUGGAGAGUGAUUUGAAAGGAGACACAUCAGGCCAUUUCAAACGACUCCUUGUUUCUUUGUGCAUGGCCAACAGAGAUGAGAACCAAGCAGUUGAUCAUGCAGCUGCAAGAAGUGAUGCUGAGGCACUUUUCAAUGCAGGUGUUAAAGAAUGGGGGACAGAUGAAUCUGUAUUCAAUUCUAUAUUGGUAACAAGAAACUAUAUGCAGCUGAGACAGAUAUUUGUGGAGUAUGAGAAGCUUGCUGGUCACGAUAUCGAGUCGGCUAUCAAGAAAGAAUUUUCAGGCAGUAUAGAGAAGGGUUUACUGGCUAUUGUGAAAUGUGCUAAAAGCAAAGUUGGCUAUUUUGCUGAAAGAUUGCACGACAGCAUGGCUGGCUUAGGCACAAAAGACAAAACACUUAUUCGAAUAAUUGUGUCACGUUCAGAGAUUGAUUUGGGUGACAUUAAAGAAGCUUUUGAACAGACGUAUGGAAAAUCAUUGGAGAGUUUCAUUUCGGGUGAUACUUCUGGGGAUUACAAAAAAGUGCUUCUGGCAUUGGUUUCUUAAUAAGGUAUUUCAAAACUGUGCAUCUUGGCAAACAAGCACUUCCACAAAUAAAAAUCUCUGCCUCAACAAAUAAGAAUCUCUGCAAAUAGAAAUCUCAAGCUUCACCUUAAAAGCUGCUGUGCAGUGUGGGAGUCACCUGUUCAUGGAAGUGAUAUGGUUGCUCUAUCUGUGCUGCACUAAAAUAUUCAGUGGUUGCUUCAGUAAAUGAAUUAUGUAGCUCUUUGAAUGUAGUAAUAUAUUUACAUAUAUAAAAGAAUCUCUCUAUUAAAGAUGUUGUUGGUGUAUAGUUAUUUUAAAGAAAUAAUUUGUAUGAAUUUAAAAAUCUAUUUUUGUCAAAUUUUUAUAAACUGUUUACUCUUUCUUCAUUAAACUUCUUUAAUGCCACUGUUA
This is a messenger RNA of Schistocerca cancellata (South American locust), 1489 nucleotides long. Its product is annotated as annexin B9-like. The record is from RefSeq and is a predicted model, not a curated record. NCBI's taxonomy places the organism in Eukaryota, Metazoa, Arthropoda, Insecta, Orthoptera, Acrididae. The transcript is spliced from 9 exons. Gene Ontology annotation, molecular function: calcium ion binding; calcium-dependent phospholipid binding. Gene Ontology annotation, cellular component: cytoplasm. The coding region runs from base 131 to 1099 and encodes 322 amino acids.